CUCAGAAGGACCAGCCUCCCGGCGGCGUUGCCGUGGAAACGGAGCUCGCUGUGUGGAUGUGGCAACUCGCCGAAGCACAGCCUUUGCAGACUAUCUGCAGCGGGGGCUCACAGGACCGACGCCAAGAUGAUGCUUUCAAGGGCCAAACCCGCUGUGGGCGGGGAGUCACCGCACACUGACAAAAGAAAGAAGAAAGGGAGGAAGAUUCCAAAACUAGAGGAUCUACUUUCGCAGAGAGAUUUCACUGGCGCCAUUACCCUAUUGGAGUUCAAGCGCCACGUUGGGGAGCAAGAAGACGACACUAACUUAUGGAUUGGAUACUGUGCUUUUCACCUGGGUGACUACAAGAGAGCUUUGGAGGAAUAUGAAAAUGCAACGAAGGAGGAAAAUUGCAAUCCAGAAGUGUGGGUGAACUUGGCCUGCACCUACUUUUUUCUUGGGAUGUAUAAACAAGCAGAAGCUGCUGGGUUUAAAGCUCCAAAAAGCCGGCUCCAAAACCGCCUACUGUUCCAUCUGGCUCACAAGUUUAAUGAUGAGAAGAAAUUAAUGAACUUUCAUCAGAAUCUUCAGGAUAUCAAGGAAGACCAGCUUAGUUUGGCCUCAAUCCACUACAUGCGAUCCCAUUACCAAGAAGCUAUUGAUAUAUACAAGCGGAUCCUGCUGGACAACAGGGAAUACCUGGCCCUCAAUGUGUAUGUGGCCCUCUGCUACUACAAACUGGAUUACUAUGAUGUGUCUCAAGAAGUCCUGGCUGUUUACCUUCAGCAGAUUCCUGACAGUACCAUCGCCCUCAACCUUAAGGCCUGCAAUCACUUUCGCCUUUAUAACGGCAAAGCAGCUGAGGCAGAGCUCAAAAGCUUGAUGGACAAUGCAUCUUCACCCUUUGAAUUUGCUAAAGAACUCAUCAGGCACAAUCUGGUUGUUUUCCGAGGAGGCGAAGGGGCUUUGCAGGUUUUACCUCCCCUGGUUGAUGUCAUUCCUGAAGCUAGGCUCAACCUAGUGAUUUACUACCUUCGUCAAGAUGAUGUGCAGGAAGCCUAUAAUUUAAUCAAGGAUUUGGAACCCACUACACCUCAGGAGUAUAUCCUCAAGGGAGUUGUCAAUGCAGCCCUUGGCCAGGAAAUGGGUUCAAGGGAUCAUAUGAAAAUUGCCCAGCAGUUUUUCCAGUUGGUAGGAGGAUCAGCUAGUGAAUGUGAUACAAUACCAGGAAGGCAGUGCAUGGCUUCCUGUUUCUUCCUACUUAAACAAUUUGAUGAUGUCUUGAUUUACCUCAACUCUUUUAAGAGUUACUUCUAUAAUGAUGACAUCUUUAACUUUAAUUAUGCCCAAGCCAAAGCUGCAACAGGCAAUACCAGUGAGGGUGAAGAGGUUUUCCUCUUGAUCCAAAGUGAGAAACUGAAAAAUGACUACAUUUACCUUAGCUGGUUAGCUCGCUGCUAUAUUAUGAAUAAGAAACCAAGACUAGCUUGGGAGCUUUAUCUCAAGAUGGAAACCUCUGGCGAGUCCUUCAGCCUCUUACAGCUCAUUGCCAAUGACUGUUACAAGAUGGGCCAGUUCUACUAUUCAGCCAAAGCUUUUGAUGUCUUAGAAAGACUGGAUCCCAACCCUGAGUACUGGGAAGGCAAGAGGGGUGCCUGUGUGGGCAUCUUCCAGAUGAUCUUAGCUGGGAGAGAACCCAAGUAAGUGAACAAAUGGACAGAGCUGCCUCUAUCCACCUGCCCCUGAGAGACCCUCCGAGAAGUGCUGCAUUUACUGAGAAGCACAGGAAACACCCAAGUGGAGUAUAUCAUCAGGAUCAUGAAGAAGUGGGCCAAGGAGAAUAGAGUGCCCAUCUAAGCAGCCAAACCCUAGGCCAGGACCAGCUUCCUCUCACGUCAAAUUGGAACUGUUUUCUUGCACUUGAAUAUGCAAUCCAGGACCCUGCUUGAUUGACAUUUCUUUCCUUGCUCUUAGAGCAUUAGGAUGAGUGGGUGGUAUGUGUGGACUUAGGCAUCAGGCAACAGGAAUCUCCCUGGCCUGCUGACACCCAAUGUAAUCUACUGGUGCCUUUCUUCCAUAAUCAUUCUGAACACUAUUCUGUAAUUUACUGGCUUUAGGAAUAGAUACUAGUUUUGUUUUUCUUUCUCUGUUAGCAUUUCAGGACAUAUCUUUUUUCUUCUUCUUUUUUUUUUUUUUCUGAGACAGGGUUUCUCUGUAUAAGCCCUGCCUGUCCUGGAACUCACUUUGUAGACCAGGCUGGCCUCGAACUCAGAAAUCCACCUGCCUCUGCCUCCUGAGUGCUGGGAUUAAAGGCGUGUGCCACCAUGCCCGGCAGGACAUUUUCUCCUACCUGCAGUAACAAGUACCUUUAUACUAGAGAAUUGCCAUCAUUUGAUCAUAUUCCAUCAUUUUGUACAUUAGCCCAUCCAUGACUACAUCUCUGACUCCUGGGAGACGUCUUUCUGAGCUGUGUGAUUCUGAGGAUGGCCAUGAGGCCCUCUACCAAACAGCAGUCAGUAGUAGUUAGUUAGCUUAUGAGACCACUCUCUGUGAGUAGCUUGUUACGUUGAGACAAGCUGAGUAUAUGGUUUUAAAAAGGUGAGUGAAAGGAAAAACUUGGCAUCUCUGAAGGUGUGUAAGUCUCAGAGUUAGGUCUCCCUUGUAUUUUAGGAAACAAAGCCAGGGCAGGGUUCUUACUAUCUUCUGAAUGAACAGCAAUUUUGAACAUAGGACUGGGAAAGUUUUCAUGAAAUAUAUAUAUAUGUAUAUUUUUUCUGAGACAGGGUUUCUCUGUGUAGCCUUGGCUGUCAUGGAACUCACUCUGUAGACUAGGCUGGCCUUGAACUCGGAGAUCCGCCUGCCUCUGCCUCCCGAGUGCUCGUAUCAAAGAUGUGUGCACCACUGCUCAGCAUACGUACCUGUUUAUAUUGCGCACACAUGAACACAUCGUAGGGAUUUAUUGAUACAAGUAUAAAGCAGGUCCUUUGAAGAGACCUCCUAAUGGCUAGCCUCUCCAUCAUAUCUCAGCCUCGUGUCUCUGAGCUGUCAUCACAUAAACUUCUUUUUUCUACAACAAAGUAUUGUCAGGCUUCCAUCCUACUUUCAGAAAACAGACAUACAUCUUUUUGUGUAUCAGAUUACCUGCUUGUUUGUAUGCUCUGUAAUUUUCUUCUGUAGGUCUGAGGUACACAAGCUAGAACAUACAGACCCAUCCUCAUAGAGCAGGGACUGCACAGAGGAGGAGGUGGAGGAAUUUUUAGAAACACCAUUAAUUCUUCUUCCUUCCCAGCCUCCUGCUGCAGAUGGCAGAUGGGAGUUCUGCACAGAAAGGAGAGGGAAACCUGUACAGAGUAAAACAGCUGAAGCAACAGGACCAGAGGCUGAACACAGCCUUCAUCUCUAGCCAGUCCCAAGGUGUUCCUCAGCUCUGUAUCUCUGAGUCCUGGGACAAGUCUUCCCGAGAAGAUGGCCAGUGUGCCAUCUUUUACAUUAGGAUCAGAUAUGAUUGGGCCAAAGCACAAAACACAGUACUGGUCUAACAGAACUGCAGGAAACAAAACUGCACCAUUUCCUUAUGCCAGAGCUUCUUGUCUUGUUCUGGUGUUCCCUCUUUUUCAGUAGCACCUGGUUCUCUUUGCCAAAGGUACUAGGUGGAUCAGAUAUGACUAAACCUGCUAUAGUUCUGUGAAUCAUUCUUAUGAAACUUAUUUUGCUUUAAAUACUUGGAAGCAAAAGAGUGGGAUGCAGAUCAACUCCUGGGAGCUGUUGACAUCUUCAGUGACACACUGUUCAGUUCCAGCUUCCUGAAAGACACUCAUUCACAGUCAUGGACUUCCCAGUGAGACAUUGUGAGUUUACUACUUAGUAGUCUCUGACAUUUUCCUUGAGAGAAGACGGUCUGUCCCCAACAGCAGAAUUUUAGAUUACUGUUAAAAGUUUUUAAUCUACAGGAUUGAGACAGAAACAUGAAGGCUUGUUAAAGAGAAGCACAUUCAAUUCUGUUAGGAGGGAUAAUUGUUUCUGAUUGUCUUGACAGGGCAUCAAGUUCGUACUGUGUUCUCUCACAGAUGACAGCCUGGAAAAGAAGGGCUUGGCUGGGGAAUGUGUAAUUUAUACAGUCUAUCAUAGCAAUGUACUAUUUAAAAAUAGUCUGUAGUGUAUACUUAAAAAUGGAAAAAACACUUUUACAACUAUUUUUGUACAACAAAAGAAUCACAUACCACUGUACUAUAUUUAAAUUAAAAUUUAUUUUUUGGUUUUUGUCA
Messenger RNA from Mus musculus (house mouse), 4244 nucleotides. RefSeq names its product intraflagellar transport 56 (gene Ift56). The coding region runs from base 127 to 1683 and encodes 518 amino acids. Gene Ontology annotation, cellular component: intraciliary transport particle A; intraciliary transport particle B; cilium. The transcript has 18 exons. The record is from RefSeq and is a predicted model, not a curated record. Lineage: Eukaryota; Metazoa; Chordata; Mammalia; Rodentia; Muridae. Gene Ontology annotation, biological process: cilium assembly.